Macadamia integrifolia is the source of this 1608-nucleotide messenger RNA. Its product is annotated as xylulose 5-phosphate/phosphate translocator, chloroplastic. Gene Ontology annotation, cellular component: membrane; Golgi apparatus. Gene Ontology annotation, biological process: transmembrane transport. The coding region runs from base 96 to 1424 and encodes 442 amino acids. The transcript has a single exon. The record is from RefSeq and is a predicted model, not a curated record. NCBI's taxonomy places the organism in Eukaryota, Viridiplantae, Streptophyta, Magnoliopsida, Proteales, Proteaceae. Gene Ontology annotation, molecular function: antiporter activity; triose-phosphate transmembrane transporter activity; phosphoglycerate transmembrane transporter activity.
CCGAUUUUUAUCGUCUGCUUGAGCUGAGAACAUGUAGUUGCAGUCUCUCUCUCUCUCUCUCUCUCUCUCUCUUCCUUCAGUCUAACUGACAAGGCAUGAAGACAAUGUAUACACUGAAUCCCCUUCCUUCUUUUCCCCACAUUAAUCCAAAUUCCACCAUCACUUUCUUCAAAUCUGACCCCAGAUUCUCCACAUAUUCUUACCUUUCUCUUCCGAAUUUACGUAGCAGAAUCCAAUGUCGACGAACCCCAGAUUCCCCAUCUGCUUUGUUCAACAAACCCACCUUCCAAAUCCAAGAAACAGGGACCAAAAUCCUCAAUUUCAGUUACCCUUCAAAUCCAACAUCUCAGAUCCUCGAAACAUGGAACAAAACCAGCAGUUUCAGUAAAAUCAAUGGUUUCCCAUUUUGUAUUUUCUCAAAACCCACAUCAAAUCUCCUCAGAGCAGCUUCUGAGGCUAACCCAGGAGGAAAUACCGAAGAUUCAAAGCCACAAAGCCUUCAGCUUGCUCUGAUUUUUGGUCUCUGGUACUUCCAGAACAUCGUCUUCAACAUCUACAACAAGAAGGUACUAAACCUCUUUCCCUUCCCUUGGUUGCUAGCUUCAUUUCAGCUCUUUGUUGGAUCUGUAUGGAUGCUCUUCCUCUGGUCAUUGAAACUCCAGCCUUGCCCAAAGAUAUCGAAACCCUUCAUUAUAGCUCUCCUGGGUCCUGCUCUCUUCCACACAAUAGGUCAUAUUUCUGCCUGUGUUUCCUUCUCUAAGGUUGCAGUGUCCUUCACCCAUGUAAUCAAAUCAUCGGAACCUGUCUUCUCAGUUGUGUUCUCAUCCUUCCUUGGUGACACAUACCCACUUAAUGUCUGGCUCUCAAUCAUUCCUAUUGUGCUGGGUUGUUCUCUUGCUGCAGUUACUGAAGUCUCCUUCAACUUUCAGGGCCUGUGGGGAGCUAUGAUCAGUAAUGUGGGAUUCGUUCUUAGGAAUAUUUAUUCAAAAAAGAGCUUACAGAACUUCAAAGAAGUAAAUGGGUUGAACUUAUAUGGAUGGAUAAGUAUAAUUUCACUGUUCUAUCUGUUUCCAGUUGCUGUGUUUGUUGAAGGAUCCCAGUGGGUUGAAGGGUAUAGAAGAGCUCUAGUGGGUAUUGGGAAACCAUCGACCUUAUAUCUGUGGGUGAUCAUAUCUGGGGUUUUCUACCAUCUAUAUAAUCAGUCCUCUUACCAAGCUCUUGAUCAGAUUAGUCCAUUAACAUUCUCGGUCGGAAACACAAUGAAGAGGGUGGUAGUGAUAGUUUCAUCAAUUCUGGUUUUCAGGAAUCCUGUGAGGCCUUUGAAUGCUUUGGGAUCUGCCAUUGCAAUCUUUGGGACUUUUCUGUACUCCCAGGCGACAACAGCUAAUAAGGCAAAGAAGGUCGAAGGUGAAAAGAAGAGAUGAAAUUUGUUGUUUCCUUCACUUCCACUCUAUUACUUAAAUAAGAUAAACAUUUUGUUCAUUGUCUCUUCAACAUUUGAUACUUAAAUGAUCUGUUUAAUAGUAAUUAGAUUCAAUCAUACUACUUCGACUUCGAAACAUGUUUUCAAUGAAAGUUUUGCAGUAUGUGGUCUGUUAACUUGCUUAA